This is a messenger RNA of Lineus longissimus, 2086 nucleotides long. Its product is annotated as ribosomal RNA processing protein 36 homolog. Gene Ontology annotation, biological process: maturation of SSU-rRNA from tricistronic rRNA transcript (SSU-rRNA, 5.8S rRNA, LSU-rRNA). Gene Ontology annotation, cellular component: nucleolus; 90S preribosome. The record is from RefSeq and is a predicted model, not a curated record. The transcript is spliced from 10 exons. Lineage: Eukaryota; Metazoa; Nemertea; Pilidiophora; Heteronemertea; Lineidae. The coding region runs from base 399 to 1775 and encodes 458 amino acids.
CAGUGGAAAUAUCAAAGUCUGUCUAAUUUGUCGAUUAUAAAAAAAUUUCCGUGGUCAAUCACCAAUUUCCAUCGCACCAGUUACUCGCAAGACUAACCCGUAUAUCAUAUCCGAAUUUCAGUUUCACUACUUGACGCGUUCUUUGAUGCGUCGCGGUCAAACAUUGACAAUUUAACUGCUAAAAGGCUUAAAAAAUCAAUUGUGGUCUUGUCUCUUCCGUUUUUUCGUUGAAAAUUCACAUUUACGACCUCUAAACUGACUACAAGCAUUCAGGAAUGAGUUGAUGAUUGCUAUUUGGUGAUCUGAUCAGGCAAUUGGACUCAAGGUGAAACAGUGCUGCUGUUCUAUUGUGGUUUUCUCUGAAGUUGUAAAGGGCACUCUAUAUAAGAAGUGUAACCAUGAUGAGCAAGAGAAGUGGAAAAUAUGAAGUAACUCGCCAAACUGGGUCCAAGAGAAAGAGGAUGCUCAUGGCUGAGAAAUUAAAAGCAAAAACAAAGAUGAGUGUCCAAAAACUUGAUACAGGUGGCUUUACAAAAGGUGAUUCAUUAAAAAAUAUGAAGGGACCUACACUUGGGGUGGUGUCAAAACAAAGACAGGUGACAUAUAAAGAUCAGAGGAGAGUAUCCGACCGUACCUCAUCUUCUGAAGCAUCAGAAAGUGAAUCUGACAGUACGAUAAAUGGUGUAAUUGGUGUUCAAGAUGAGGUGGUACCUGAUAAACUGACUGGUGAAUCGAACAGUGAGUAUUCAGAUUCAGAAAGUAGUGACGAAGAAAUGAAAACAAGUCAAAUGAUCUCCGCAAAGACUAGUAAAAAUAAUAAACUUUCAAUGAAAGCUAAAUCUGAUUCAAGCGGUGACACAUCUGCCUCAGAUUCAGAAGAUAGCAGUAAUGAAGAUGAGAAGAGUCAGGAUAUUUCUUCAAAAGCAAAAAGAGUAAAACUUUCAAAUGAAAAGGAGAUUAAGCCUGCUGACGGGGAAAUGGAGUCGGAAGAUGAGUCAUCAGAAAACGGUGUCAGUGAUGAGAGUGAUGGAGAUGCAUCAAACUAUAACAAGGAUAAGGCUGACAAUUCAAACCUUAGGGAAGAACUAGAGGAGACAACUGGUAAUGAUGAAUAUGAUUCCAUCAGAAAAGAAAUUGCAAACAUGCCUUUUGAUGAGCUUCAGAAGUUAAGGGAAAGAGUUGGAUCUAAAGUGUAUUACCAAGCGUUGUUCGGUAAAGGCAACCAUGAGACAGGAAAGAAGAGAAUAUUCAAGAGAGCAAAUAAAAACAGACCAAUGGAAAUGUCAUCAAAGGCUCCAGUGCGAAGGUACAGACAGAUGCAAGCCAAAAAGGCAAAGGUAACUAGAGACCCAAGAUUUGAUGAUCUAUCCGGGACGUAUAAUGAGAACCUCUUUAAGCGGUCCUAUGGAUUCAUUGAUGAUAUCAAAGCAAAGGAGAAAGAAAAAAUCCAAAAAAAGUUGAAGAAAGAGAAAGACCCUGAUAAAGUCGUCAAUAUGAAGUACCUGGUCAAUAGAAUGACGCAACAAGAAAAAUCUGAUAAAGAAAAGGAAAGAAAGUCACAACAAUCAAGAGAGAUUAAAAAGAAGGAAAAGGCUUUGGUGCAGGAAGGAAAGACUCCAUUUUAUCUGAAGAAAUCUGAAAAGAAGAAGUUUGAGUUGGCUGAGAAAUUCAGGGAGCUGAAGAAAUCUGGGAAACUUGAAAAAUAUCUCAACAGGAAAAGAAAGAAGACAGCCAGCAAAGACCGAAAACAUCUUCCUAAUAUGCAUUCAAGAUAGACAUUUUGUUUUUGAUAAAAAAUGUUCACCAAUUGGGAUUUAUGAUCUGUCUUGUAUAUGCAGAUUUGGGCAAUCGUUAGGUGCAUUCCAUCUUCGAAGGGAAAUAAGGAGAGAUACCAUUUUAAAAAAAUCAUUUUACCAAACACUUAUGAUGUGUUCCUACUCUGUAGUCCUAAACACUUUAUUAACCCCAGGAAUCUUGCUAGAAAUGUCUAUAGUCAACAGAGUACAUGUAGCCAUGAAGGUUAAACUGUUGUAACAUUCUUGAUUCCGAAUUGAUUCGUUCAGAAUAAAAAAGCCUUUUAAUCAUU